AUGGAAAUUUUACGUGCUGAAACCAAUGAAUUUCCUCAUUUAAAAAAUACGGAUGGUCCAAAAAAUAAUUCAUCAUCAUCAGCAUCAUCAUCAUCAACAAUUGAUGAUGAUGAAGAUGAUCAAUUUUCAAAUGUUAGUACAAUUGAUGAUAAACGAACAAUAAAAUCUCCUGUUAAUAAUGAAGAUAAAUCAAAAAUCAAUGAUGAAAAUUCAAUAAAUAAUUCAUCACUUCAAACACCAAUUGUACAAUCAAUUGUUAAUCGUACAACAUCAACUAUUGAUUAUACACGUCAUCGUGAACGUCUUGCUAAAGAACUUAAAGAUUAUGAAGAUCGUUGGUUAGCACAUAGAAAUUUUCUUCUUUAUACACAAGCAUUUAGUAUGAAACCUGAAGAUCGUGAACGUUUAUUUUCACAAAUAAAUUCGACGAAUAAUGAUGAAACAUUUUCUCGUUUAUCGAAAGAAGAACGAGAUCGAUUUUUAGCAGCUGCUUUAUAUAAUCAACAACAACAGCAACAACAACAAAAUCCCUAUAAUUUUCAUCAAUAUCCAUGGACAACACCAUCAACAACAGCAACAUCAUCAUUAAUUAUUCCACCGAUACCAUCAAAUACAACUGAUCAACCACAGCAACAACAACAACAACAGCAACCGAAAUCACCUAGUUCAGAUGAUAGUGGUAAUCAAUCAAAUUCUGGAAGUACAACUGAAUGGACAUUUGAAGAACAAUUUCGUCAGCUUUAUGAAUUAUCUGACGAACCAAAACGUAAAGAAUUUCUCGAUGAUUUAUUUGCAUUCAUGCAAAAACGUGGUACUCCUGUUAAUCGAAUUCCUAUCAUGGCAAAACAUGUUCUUGAUUUAUAUGAAUUAUUUCGUUUGGUUGUCGGCAAGGGCGGUCUCGUCGAAGUUAUUAACAAGAAAUUAUGGCGUGAAGUGACGAAAGGUCUCAAUCUACCAAGCUCGAUUACUAGUGCUGCAUUUACUCUACGUACACAAUAUAUGAAAUAUUUAUAUCCAUAUGAAUGUGAAAAAUUACAAUUAAGUUCACCGGGUGAAUUACAAGCAGCAAUUGAAGGUAAUCGACGUGAAGGACGUCGACCAUCAUAUGCAUUUGAAUAUUCUUCACCACCACAAAUAAUGCCACCACCACCGCCACCACCAACAUCAACAAGUGCCUUUCUAGCAAGUCCACUUGCACAUCGACCAUUGGAUCCUAAUCAUGGACAUGAAGCCAUGCAACAUGCAGCUAUGGCCGCUGCUGCUGCUCUAUCACAUCCUUUUUUUUUAGCAGCUGCAGCAGCUUCAUCACGUGAUGGUAAUCAUUCAUCAAUUGAACAAUCAUCAACACCAAGAAUUCCUUCAUUUGAUGAUCAUCAUCAUCAUCAUAAUCAUUUACAAUCAUCAUCACCAACAUCAAUUAUUCCAACAAAUAAAUUAUUUGAACGUUCAUCAACAGCAACUAAACGAAGUCUCUCACCAUCAUUAUUAUCUAAACAACAACAAAAUGAUGAUAAUAAUAAUAUAAAUUCACUUUCAAAAAAAUCUAUUACAUCAAUAAAUAAUAUACGAUCAACAUGUUUUACACCAGUGACAACAAAUAAUAAUUCAUCAUUAUUAUCACCAGUUAGUAAAUUAAAAAUUAUAGCUAAAGAAAAUAAUCCUGAUCAACAACAAUCAAAUGAAAAAUCAAUAACAAUUUCAAUUGAAUUAAAUGGUAUUGCUUAUCAAGGAACAUUGUAUGCAACAAUGUUCACUGGUAGCAAAGAGUGA
Molecule: messenger RNA, 1770 nt
Organism: Rotaria sp. Silwood2
Lineage: Eukaryota; Metazoa; Rotifera; Eurotatoria; Philodinida; Philodinidae
Source: the annotation of a GenBank genome assembly